CGUCUUAACUAUACAAACCACCAUUAAACUCCAUAGAAGGAGGUCUCAACCCUACAGAAAAGCAGGACCUAUAGACCAGCACCCUUAUCAUACAUUUCUUUUGACAGUGUGCACAUCCUGCACAGACUUAUUCUGCAGUAACUGACAGUAUUUGUUGGUGUUUCGUUUUGUUCUGGUCCUAAAUCCGCAGCUAUGGAUUUGGUGUGGCUGGUGUGUCUGGCUGUGAGCUUCGGAACGUGGUUCGCCUCCGCAGAGAGACAUAGCGUCUUCUGGAAUAGCACAAACCCAAAUUUCCUAUGGGAUGAGUUCACAGUGGAGGUGAAAAUCAACGACUACCUGGACAUCAUCUGUCCUCACUACACGCGCGGGGAGCUGCCGUCCCAGGAGGCCGAGCGGUACGUGCUGUACAUGGUGGAGAAGGAGGACUAUGAGGUGUGUAAGCCCCACUCCUUCGACCAGCUGCGUUGGGAAUGUUCCCGGCCCUUCGCUGCCCACGCCCCCGAGAGGUUCUCCGAGAAGUUCCAGCGCUUCACCCCCUUCACCCUGGGCAAGGAGUUCAGACAUGGAGAGAGCUACUACUAUAUCUCCAAGCCACUGCAUCACCACGGCCAGGAGUGUCUGAGACUGAAGGUGGAUGUGGUUGGACCUCAUGGUUCUGGGAAGGCCAAGGCUGACAAAGGCAAGGAUGGAGCGAUGGAGGAAGCGAUGGAUGGAGGAAAGGGAAAGAUGGGAGGAGGAGGAGGAGGAGUGCACAACCCCUCCAACAGGCUUCCAGCCGAUGACCCUACUGUGUUGGAGCCUAAGGUUCAGAAGAGUGUGGGUAGUUCAGGUGUUCAGCUGGUCUCCCUGUCGGUCUUCUUCACCCUGUUCCCCGUCCUACUAUCCCUGUUACUAUAUUGACUGAGUUAAAGACCUAGCUACAACAGAGACACUGUCAACCCAAUGCUGGACAUUGGCACAGAGAAGAUUUUUUUAUAGAUAUUUUUAUAUUUGCAACUGGACUGAGCUGCUCUGUGUGUGAUUGGAACGUGGAUCGUUCCAGAGACCAUGAUCUUCAAGAGUAUUUUCUGAAGGAUGUGUUUCUACAUGUUUUUGUAAAUGAAAUAGGAUGGAUGCUAUUCCCCCUUCUCCUUUUCACUCCAUUUGAUCUGUAUGGACACUUGGAAACCCCACUGACUCUGGAACAGAUCUAACUGGAAACGUGAUGUACUAAUCAUCAUUAUUAGAAAACUGACAAAAGCAGAACUGUUUUCAUGAUUACCCUGAAUUGAAGUUUAACAGUGAUAUACACUGAGUGUAAAAACACAUGAUCAGCACCUUCUUAAUAUUGAGUUGCACCCCCUUUUGCCCUCAGAAAAGCCUCAAUUUGUCAGGUCCUGGA
Molecule: messenger RNA, 1381 nt
Organism: Oncorhynchus tshawytscha (Chinook salmon)
Lineage: Eukaryota; Metazoa; Chordata; Actinopteri; Salmoniformes; Salmonidae
Product: ephrin-A1-like
Exons: 5
Coding region: 193-900 (235 amino acids)
Biological process (GO): axon guidance; ephrin receptor signaling pathway
Cellular component (GO): plasma membrane
Molecular function (GO): ephrin receptor binding
Source: RefSeq, a predicted model, not a curated record